Messenger RNA from Gossypium raimondii (Peruvian cotton), 950 nucleotides. RefSeq names its product cucumisin. The transcript has a single exon. Gene Ontology annotation, molecular function: serine-type endopeptidase activity. Gene Ontology annotation, biological process: proteolysis. NCBI's taxonomy places the organism in Eukaryota, Viridiplantae, Streptophyta, Magnoliopsida, Malvales, Malvaceae. The record is from RefSeq and is a predicted model, not a curated record. The annotation marks the transcript as partial.
UUACAGCCAGAUUUGUCAACACCAGGGGUUGAUAUUGUAGCUGCAUGGUCUUUAGCUUCACCAGUUUCCCGAAAUAGAGGCGAUAAUAGAUGGGUUCCAUUUAACAUAAUCUCAGGCACAUCAAUGGCUUGUCCCCAUGUUUCUGCCGCAGCUGCGUACAUUAAAUCUUUCCAUCCCACUUGGUCUCCUUCUGCUAUCAAAUCUUCCCUUAUCACUACAGCUUCCCCUAUGAGUUCAGGCAUGAACUCGGACGCUGAGUUUGCAUACGGAUCAGGCCAUUUGAACCCAAUCAAAGCUAUAAAUCCAGGCUUAAUCUACGAUUCCAAUGAAGUUGAUUACAUAAAUUUUUUAUGCGGACAAGGAUAUGACACUCGGUUUCUUCGACAAGUUACUAGGGAUAAUGCAACAUGUUCUGCAGCAACAAAUGGAACAGUACUUUCGGAUCUACACUAUCCUUCAUUUGCUGUUUUCACUUCUUCUUCAACAACUGUUCGUCGUGUUUUCAAUAGAACUGUUACGAAUGUGGGAUCUCCGAUGGCGACGUAUAGAGCAAGAGUGAGUUUUCGGACAAGAACAGCUAGAGUCCGAGUUAACCCUAAUGUUUUGUCGUUUACAUCUGUGGGACAAAAGCUGUCUUUUCAAGUAAUAAUUGAAGGAACAAUGGAUGCAUCUAUGGUUUCUGGUUCUUUAGUGUGGGAUGAUGGUGUGCAUAAAGCGAGGAGUCCAAUAGUUGUAUUUGCUUCAAUAUCAUAGCUGUGAAAACCUGAAAUUUGAAAAGGCUAAACUACCAAAAGUGCCCUUGAAGUAGAUUACAUUCAUUAAAUAAGUCCCUAUAUUUUUUGUUGUACCCAAAUAAGUUAUUAUACUUUUAUUUGUAUUUGAAUUAGCUCUUAUUGUAAAUGAAAUAAUGAUUUAUAUUAAGAGUUUUAUUUAGAUAUAACUUAAAUUUC